This is a messenger RNA of Penicillium digitatum Pd1, 501 nucleotides long. Its product is annotated as putative peroxisomal dehydratase. The record is from RefSeq and is a predicted model, not a curated record. Gene Ontology annotation, molecular function: 17-beta-hydroxysteroid dehydrogenase (NAD+) activity; enoyl-CoA hydratase activity; (3S)-3-hydroxyacyl-CoA dehydrogenase (NAD+) activity. Gene Ontology annotation, biological process: fatty acid beta-oxidation. Lineage: Eukaryota; Fungi; Ascomycota; Eurotiomycetes; Eurotiales; Aspergillaceae. Gene Ontology annotation, cellular component: peroxisome.
AUGUUGGUCCCUGGAGCUGGUCACGAAUUCCCCGUCCAAGGGGUCUCUUGGAAGAGGCGUGAAGUGCUAAUGUUGGCCAACAGCAUUGGUAUCAAGGCGGACGAGCUGCGGUUCCUCUGUUCAUGCCACAAGCCACAUAUGUACCAGUCUAAAUACCACUAUCUAAUUAGGAUCAAGGCACUCCACCCCAACUUCUCCGUCUUCCCAACCUAUUCUCUCAUCCCCGAGGUGGCUGAUUCUUAUGCUCGCCAGAAGGCAGUUCGUAUUCUAGGCGCCCCCGACCUGCACCAUCUUCAUAGAGUCGAUGGCCAGCAUCAGCUCACUGUCGUUAAGCCGCUCCCUACCACUAGCGCAGGGUGCAAGUUUGAGCUGCGCAAUAAUUUCGUUGAUGUUCAUGAUAAAGGCAAGCAUGGUACUGUCAUUGAGACCGAGCAGUCUAUUGUGAAUAGGGAGAGCGGCGAGUUGUACACCAACGUUGUGAGUAGCGGUUUCAUAGCCUGA